GCAGCAACUUCUGGGUUUUGCGCCAGCAUUUAUGUUUUCUAUCAACUACAGUUUCUCACUUUUGUCUCCCACUAUAGUCCAUCCUCAUCCACUACUUUUUAUUUCCCUCUUUCUCCUUCACGUAACUCUUGAUAAAUAGCCUUGGUACUUUCAUCUUUGUUUGUCUAUCUUCUAGUUCAAUUCCAUGGCUAACUUCAGCUUCAUCCUAGGCAUAAUUGGGAAUGUCAUCUCCAUACUUAUGUUUGCUGCCCCAAUAAAAACGUUCAAAAGGAUAAUCAAGAAGAAAUCAACAGAGGAUUUUAAAGGGAUACCAUAUAUUACAACACUAUUGAGCACAAGUUUGUGGACAUUUUAUGGGUUGCUAAAGCCUGGAGGUUUGCUUGUGGUCACAGUCAAUGGCACUGGUGCCAUCUUACAUAUCGUAUAUGUCACUCUCUUUCUUAUCUAUGCCCCCAAAACUCUCAAGAUUCAAUCCAUUAAGCUGGUGGCAAUAAUAGAUAUAGCUUUCCUUGGGGCUGUAAUAGCAAUCACUUUACUAGCUGUGCAUGGAAAUACUCAGCUCACAUUGGUCGGACUUUUAGCUGCUGGUUUGAACAUAGUCAUGUAUGCAUCUCCUUUAUCAGCUACGAGAACUGUGAUAAAAAUGAAGAGAGUGGAGUACAUGCCAUUUUUCCUUUCCUUCUUCCAGUUCCUUAAUGGAGGGGUAUGGGCAGCUUAUGCAGUCUUUGUCAAAGAUUAUUAUAUUGGAGUGCCUAAUGGGAUAGGCUUCUUAUUGGGCUCAGCCCAACUGAUCCUGUACUUCAUUUACUACAAGUCAACCCCAACAAAAUCUACAGAUCAAAAGGAAGAAAAAGAAGGCUCGGCCCAUUUAGUGAGAAGAGGAAUCCAACUGAAUGAUCUUGAUGGAGCCCAUGAGAAUGAUAAAAAUAAUCGAAAUCUUCACAAAGGGAAAAGCCUUCCAAAGCCAUCUUUAGCUCGUCAGUAUAGCGAGAAACUAGUGAAGACUCUCUCGAUUAGCCCAUCUUCUUUGGGCUCAUACAAUGAAGAUGAUAUUGAGAAAGGCCUAAAAGAUGCCCACUAAAUUUCAGAAUUUUAGAAUAUAGGCCCAAACUUCAUUUUUGUAUUCUUGGGUCUUACGUAUAAGAAAGCGUUAUAAUUCCGAAAUUUUACCUCUUAUAUCAAAGGUUGAUACCUUAUUUAUUAUAAAUAAAUACCCUUUUAAAAAAUUAUCUCCUAUAGCUACCUUUUAAUUUUUAUAGCAAAAUAUCUAUUUAUGGUCACUUCCUAUCUUUAAGGCAUUAAAUACACUAUGUAUUAUUUUUCCCUCUUCCUCUCUCUUCCUUCUCUCCUCCUUUCUCUUUCCUCUUUCUUCUCUUUUUCCCCCGGUUUUUUCCUCCCAUGCUUUUAGAAACCCUAGCAGGGGUUGUGUUCCGCUAACGAUAGAUCCAGCCAGCGACCACUUCCCCCCUUCCUUGUAGUGUCACCCCUAACCCCCUCCGGCCGGCGAUUUCUUUCACACAAUUGUGUUACACAUUCUAAAUUUUUCUUAGAUUUUGAAUUGAUUGUUCAUGUUUGCCUUGUGAGAUCUGAAGAAGUUCUGUCUCUAGUUUUCGUUUGAUCCUUUAAAUUGGUGCUUGUGAGAUCUGAAGAAGUUCUGUCUCUAGUUUUCGUUUGAUCCUUUAAAUUGGUGCUUGUGAGAUCUGAAGAAGUUCUGUCUCUAGUUUUCGUUUGAUCCUUUAAAUUGGUGCUUCUUCAACAAUUGUCUUCAUUUAACCGGCGGCGACACCCCACAUGGUGGCGGCCUGGAUAUCGGUGGUUUGGGGAUAGAGUUUGGGACUGGGGAACUUGAAGAGUCUGUUACCUUUUAUUUCAUUGUAUUUCAAUGUAUCUCGAUGUAUUUUAUUGUA
Messenger RNA from Nicotiana tabacum (common tobacco), 1907 nucleotides. RefSeq names its product bidirectional sugar transporter SWEET16. Gene Ontology annotation, cellular component: membrane. Gene Ontology annotation, molecular function: sugar transmembrane transporter activity. The record is from RefSeq and is a predicted model, not a curated record. NCBI's taxonomy places the organism in Eukaryota, Viridiplantae, Streptophyta, Magnoliopsida, Solanales, Solanaceae. Gene Ontology annotation, biological process: carbohydrate transport.